AAAAAGGGAGGGCAGGAGGGAGGGAGAGAGAGAGCGAGCGAGCGAAGGAGGGAGGAAACCGGGCAGGUGACACCGCGCUAGGUCGGCUCCGGCUCGGCGGGAGCGGGGCUGGCAGGGGAGGCCAUGCACGUCAAUGGGAAGGUGGCUCUGGUCACCGGCGGGGCGCAGGGCAUCGGCCGGGCUUUCGUCCAGGCGCUGCUGGGCAAGGGCGCCAAGGUGGCCCUGCUGGAUCGCAACUCCGAGGCUGGGCAGGAGAGCAAGGCGGCCCUGGACGAGCAGUUUGAAGCGCAGAGGACGAUGUUCAUCCAGUGCGACGUUACGGACCAGGAGCAGCUGAAAGGUGCUUUCAAAAAGGUAAUUGAACAUUUUGGAAGGCUGGAUAUUGUGGUUAAUAAUGCUGGAGUGAACAAUGAGAAGGACUGGGAAAGCACUAUACAAAUUAACUUGACAUCGGUGAUUAGAGGAACCUACCUCGGCCUAGAAUACAUGAGAAAAGGAAACGGAGGUGAUGGAGGAGUAAUCAUUAAUAUCUCAUCUUUGGCAGAAAGGGAGAAAGCAAUAAGAUGUCCUCCAUUCAACUCCAUAGGAGCACAACUGUAGGAAUACUUAAGAUUAGACUGUGUCUACUUUAUUAGUGAAGACUGUCAUAUUUCAUCAAGUUUAAGCAAGAACAUUCUUUUCUCACUACUUACCUAUGUUAGAACGGUAUUUCAUUUUAUUGGAAUAAAAAUAGAAUACAUGCUUUUUAAGUCAGUCAGGAUUAUUGCUGCUUAGUCACGAGGCAGAAUUCUGCAUCCUUUCCUGUAGGUAUGCUCAACAUUGCAGUGGCUGGGCUCACAGCAAAAAAGCACAACUGAAGGGCAAAUGAAUGGAGAAGGAUGCACCUGACACCCCUCCUCAAAAAAUGUGCAGGGUAAAACCUGUAUUUUCUCUUCUUUGAAGAGUUUGUUUUCUCUUGCUCCUGUCAUACUGUCUGGAAAAAACAAUACAUAUGCUAGCUUACACAUGGAUUGUCAGUGUUCUCUUUGGUAUACAUGCAGAAUACCAAAUGAUAGUAACCUUAUUCUAGGUAUUCCUAUGUGUUUUAACAAUGAAAAACCUCAAAACAGCAGCGGACAUAGUUCCUGAUUGUGGAUAGAUGUGAAUGUUCCAAGUAGUAUUAAAUUCUUCUGUAAACUUAGCUUUUGCAAUGAGAAGUCUGGUAAACCCUAUUGACAUUAUGCAUGUAGAUCUUGAGGAUCUGACUUAAUACAUGCACAUAUCUCAUAUGGACGAGGGGGUCUUUAUAAAGCCUCCAUAUACCUUUAAGCCAGCACUUGCAAUACUGCCUAACACAUUGCUUACUGAUGCCAGUAAGUUCAUCUCUGUUGGCUCAAAUAGACAUUGUAUUAGAACCAGAUUAACCUGAAGGAAACUGCUAUUGCAGUACAAGAGUUCAUCAGCACAAGUAAAAGAUUAAACGUUUUCACAGAAGUGCAGAUGCCCAUGCUGUGCUUAAGAAAGGUCAGAGGUAGCAAAUAGUUUGACUCCUUUUCUAACUAGCCUCAAAUGAACACAAAAUGAUUUUAGGGCUGUUCUCGGUUUGUUAAGAUCUUAAGUGCUGUUUUAAUUAUUUGCUUAAAAUUUGCAUUUAUUUGCUUCCUUUUUUCAACAUUAACAUUGUGCCAUAAUGAUUGUGGGUAUCUGUCAAAAACAAAGUGUUCUCUGCUAUGUUUCCUUUCACAUGGCUUGUAUUUAGCAAUUGUUCCCAAGGUCAUAAGGAAAACCACAUUAUAAAAGCUGACAUACACUAUUUUGUAUAGUUUAUUUAUUUACUACUGUUUGUGCUUUGUGACUCUAAUUCUCCUUUUCAAUCUGGAGGUAUAAGUUUUGUAUUUUAUUCUAUAGAUAAAAUAAAAACUGCCAUUAGCUUGCUUAACAUUA
This is a messenger RNA of Pezoporus occidentalis (night parrot), 1923 nucleotides long. It is a transcript of the gene HPGD, whose product is annotated as 15-hydroxyprostaglandin dehydrogenase. The transcript is spliced from 5 exons. Lineage: Eukaryota; Metazoa; Chordata; Aves; Psittaciformes; Psittacidae. Gene Ontology annotation, cellular component: cytoplasm. Gene Ontology annotation, biological process: prostaglandin metabolic process; female pregnancy. Gene Ontology annotation, molecular function: 15-hydroxyprostaglandin dehydrogenase (NAD+) activity. The record is from RefSeq and is a predicted model, not a curated record. The coding region runs from base 124 to 600 and encodes 158 amino acids.